UCUUUAGUUAGACAUGGAUUUUGAUCCUCUAUCAUUAUUUACGCCUAAUUCAGAUAAAAUUAAUGAUAAUUCAGUUGAAUAUUAUGAUCUGACAGAGUCUUCACAGAAAUACAUACCGUUAAAUAUUGAUCAUACUGAAGAUGAGCAUGAAGACGAUGAUCCUCCAUUACAUAUUCUAGAUUUACCUUCACUUCGGCUACAACCUCCUAAAGAAGUUCUAGUCACUCUAUUGAAACUAUUAGCACCAGAAGAAGUUCGAAAUUUUAAUUCCAAUGCUCAAGUUUCAACUAAUAUUCACUUAUCACCUCAAGAUAUCUUUAUUAAGAAAGGUCUUGAUAUUAAUACAGUUGAACAAGCAUUAUCUUGGUUUCAGAUUUAUGGUACUAGAUUUAAUUCAGAUAAGAAAUUAUCAUCAGUUCCUGAUCUCAGUUAUUCCUUAAAACAAGAUAGUGGUUAUAAUGCAUACUUGACGAGAAUAAUAUCUAGUGACCUUAAUUGGAUUAAUGAUGAUAAUGAUAGACAAUUCAUUUAUAAAGAAACUUCAUUAAGAAUUAGUGAAAAUUGUGGAAGAACGGCCCAACCAGAAAUAAUACGUAGAAUUGAAAUUAAUAACUUAAAUCAAUAUGAUUAUGAUUUUAUUUCUUUAAAGGAACCUUCCUUAACCAGUGAUAACUUAGGUUUAAAAACUUGGGGUUCAUCUUUGAUCUUGGCCAAUAGACUCAUUAAUCAACAGAAGAAUAAACAUUACUUAUUGGAUAAUGUAUUAGAACUUGGUUCAGGAACAGGAUUGGUGGGUAUGGCUUGUUCCAUUUUAGGAUAUACCACUUGGCUUACAGAUUUACAAGAAAUAGUUCCUAAUCUUCAAGACAAUGUAGAAUUAAAUAAGAUUAAUGCUCAUGUUGAUGAAUUAAAUUGGUGUGAUCCUAUAUCCUUUACUGAAAAGUAUGGUCAAGAUAUAACAUUUAAUACUAUUGUUGUAAGUGAUCCCAUAUAUUCUCCACAACAUCCAUACUGGUUAGUCAAUAUGAUUGAAAAAUUUUCUGCUUUAGAUAAGAGUAAAUCUCGUGUACUAAUUCAAGUACCAUUAAGGCCAAAAUAUGAACAGGAAAGAGAAGUAUUAUGGAAUCUUAUGAAGAAUAAAUUCCAUGAAAUAGAAUCAGAAAUUGAAGAUGGAUAUGAUGAUUUUGGGGAAAUGAAAUUUAUAUUUAAAUUGUAUAUUAGAAAUUAAUAGAUUUUACACAUACAUGUAUAUAAGCAAC
Molecule: messenger RNA, 1259 nt
Organism: Scheffersomyces amazonensis
Lineage: Eukaryota; Fungi; Ascomycota; Pichiomycetes; Serinales; Debaryomycetaceae
Product: S-adenosylmethionine-dependent methyltransferase
Exons: 1
Coding region: 14-1228 (404 amino acids)
Source: RefSeq, a predicted model, not a curated record